Molecule: messenger RNA, 1635 nt
Organism: Jaminaea rosea
Lineage: Eukaryota; Fungi; Basidiomycota; Exobasidiomycetes; Microstromatales
Product: acid protease
Exons: 3
Coding region: 1-1635 (544 amino acids)
Biological process (GO): proteolysis
Molecular function (GO): aspartic-type endopeptidase activity
Source: RefSeq, a predicted model, not a curated record
AUGCGCCUCUACCGACUGACAGCGCUCACACUCCUUUCCAUCUCACUGUCCUUGACGCUGGCCAAGACCCCCACUACCUCCUCUGAUCAUGGCUUCGUCGUCCGCAAGACGCGCAGCCACGCUGAGCUCGCAUCCCGCCUUGACUUCAAGGCUGCUGAGGACACCGCCAGAGACGUCGUUGGCGAUGUCAUCAAGGCCGUCAUCAACGAGACUGUAGGCUUUGUGGCCACUCGCCUGUCACUGAAGCACGUACCCGUCAUCGACAAGCCCAAAGCCAGCGACAAGAAGCUCAUCCACGCUUUCAGGAUGACGACGCCUAACGGUAGAACCAAGUACCGCGUCCUACCGAGCGGGGGCGAGUUUCGUUUGCCCAUUACCAUUGGCGGCAAGUCCUACGAGCCCUUGGCUGACACGGGUAAGCGCACAAACGGGCCAGAGGGCUCCUCGGACAUUCUGCUUGACUCCAAAGCUGGCUACAUUGGGCCACCCGAAUCGAACACUGGCAAGCGCUUUCACGCCGCCUACGGAGGGGGCGCCGAUGUCCAAGGCGACAUUUACCUCGACAAUGUCACAGCGCUUGGCAUCACAAUCCCCAAUCUCGCCGUCGGCAAAACAACGACGGGCUCAUUGAUCGCAGAAGACCUCAAGCCACCCCCUUCUGGCGUCUUUGGUCUCGGUUACGACGGCAGCUCUACCUUCUUUCUGAACACGGGCGACAAGAGGCUCGAGCCCUUCAUGGUGCGAAGCGUCAGAACUGGCUUGCUGAAGCAGUUUGCGAUCGACCUUAGUACCAAAGGAGGUAGCAUCGACGUCAACUCUGCGGUGAACUCAGCGGGCGUUGGGUUCACCAACAUCGGUGAGGACGGCUACUGGUCGCUCUCCGGAACCAUCAAUGGCCAAACUAUAUCGGGUACCAUCGACAGCGGUACCGAUCAUAUCCUCGGCCCCAAAGACGAUGUACUCAAGCUUUUCAAGGCGAUGGGGCUGCAGAUCAUCGAGGAUGACGUCGGUAACGUCGGCGCACACGUCGGCUGCUACAAGGGAGCGACCCUGGAUUUCGUCUUCGGCUCGGCAACGGCUACGGUGACGGGCCCGACAAGCACGACACCGCGCGAAGAAGGAGGCUGUGUCUUGUCGCUAUUUGGCGUUGAUGGCCUCACCGACUGGAUCAUCGGGCAGCCCUUCUUCUUCAGCACCUACACAGUCUUCGAUCCUGUCAACAAGCGCAUCGGCCUCAAGUCGAAGCAGCCUUCGGAGAGCGUUCCCAGCACCGCUGGUACUCCUCAAAAUAGCACCGACCCCACCAACAACGGAACUACCACUGAUACCGGUCCGACGACGAACACGACGGUGACCAACCCUCCUACCGACACCACCAACACCACCAACACCACCAACACCACUGGCACUCCGACGAUUCCGAUUCCCACCGUCGGUCCUCCUAGCAAUAGUACGACGACCGUGAAUCCUCCUACCAUCCCAAGUCCUGCAGACGACCCGCACCGGGUCGCUAUCCCCAACGGGCCUUGGCCAAUCGAUCCUUGCCACGGCGGAUCGUGCAAGGAAGAGCAGCCGAAGAAGGCGAGCGUACUUAAGGCCCCCGGCCGUUGCCCUAGCAAGCAUUCGCGCUCCUAA